Molecule: messenger RNA, 3351 nt
Organism: Durusdinium trenchii
Lineage: Eukaryota; Dinophyceae; Suessiales; Symbiodiniaceae
Source: the annotation of a GenBank genome assembly
AUGACGCCAUUCGCGUGGACGGCAUCGCAGACCCUCGAGGCUGUCUACAAUUCUCUGGCUCCACUAUGGGUGGAGCUCUCCUUCCUGUUUUUCUUCUCCAUGGGCUUCUUCUAUCUCCGUGCCGAAAACUUCCGCAAAGGCAAGAAAGCUCCAAAAGUGAAGCACUUCGAGCCGCAGUUCCGCGCUUCGGUGCGCAAGACCCUGGAGGCCGAGGCGGCCGCGGGCAACGCCCAGAAGCUGCUGGAAGCUUGGCGUGCGGAGCAAGCGAAGGCUCCGACGCCCAAGGACCUUUUGAAACCCGUGGUGCAAUCCUUCAUCGAUGCUGAGCCAGAAGCUCUCAUUGAUGAGAUCAUUAACCAUUUGACCAAUCACAAGGACACUUUGGUGAAUUCAUGGUCCGCUACGGUGAUCUUGGAUACGGUGGCUCGUUCCGGCAACGUGGCGGUGAUGAUGGAGUUGUGGGAUGUCUAUCAAAAGAGGCUGUGUUUGACUCGCAGCUGUUCCAUGUAUGAGGUGGUUUUGGGAGGCUUUGCUUCAGCUGGGCAUCCUGAAAAAGUCUCCGAGUUUGAAGCUUUGAUGAAAAAGGAUCGCCUGAAAUUGUCCCCACGGGGCCACUCCUUGAUCAUCAAGGGCUUUUUGAAGAAUGGCUUGGUCGAUGAGGUCUUGAGGCGCAUCGUUGCGAUGACCAAGUCGGGACACGUGGUGCCAGCCUUUGCGGUGGCUCAAUUUCUCCGUGUGGCUUCGGAGCAUGGCCGUGCUGCAGCGAUGUACGAGAAGCUCUUGGAGCACGACAUCACUCUUGGCACAGAAGCAGUCACCGUGAUUUUGGAGGAAUGUGUGAAGACACAUGAUGCAAAGCUGGCAAGGCAAAUUGAGAAGAAUGCACGCAACGCGAAGGUUCCUUUCAAUAUGCAUGGCUAUGAUGCCCUGUUGAAAGCCUAUGCCGAGGAUUGUGAUGUGCAUGCAUUGGACGUCUUCAAAGAGAUGCAAGCGGAAGGUCACACGAUCAGUGAGGGGCUUUGUGUGGGCUUGUUGGCCCGCUGUGCAGAUGGCAAGUUCCUGAGCUUCGCGGAGGAGAUCGUGCGCUUUGUACGCGCCGGUGCUGGAAUGAGCAUCGCAGUCUACAGCGGCUUGAUGAAAGUCUAUGCCUAUAGUGGAAUGUAUGGUAAGGCAUGUGAUUUGUACGAUCAGAUUCGCGCAGAUGGACUGGAACCUGAUACCAUGAUGUACGGCUGCCUCAUGAAGUUCUCGGUGGAAUGUGGACGGACUGCCUUGUCGCAAGAACUUUCAGAGAAGCUCUCCGUCUUGGACAUCCAGAACUAUAUGUCCCUCAUCAAGGCAGCCGGGCGGGACCGAGAUGUUGACCGAGCAUUCUCCAUCAUCCAGCGCUUGAGGGAGAACAACGUGAGUCAAGACGCAACUCGAUUGACCUGGUAUCGAAUCGUCGACACAUCCGAGUCGCCAUUCGGUUCAUCCGUUCAGAAAGUGAAGACGAGCAUUUUCAAGUGUGAGCAGCCUGAGCAUGUGAGUGAGAAACGCCUCGAGCAGCUGCCGAAGGAUCUUCAGAAAGUACCUCAGAGCUGGACGAAGGAACGAAAGCUGGAAGCUCGGGCAGGUGCAGGCGGCGCAGGCCAACCCAAGUCGGGCUUUCAUGCUCCCUUGAGGGCACGCCCUGAAGUGGACACCCUACGUGUCUCGAUGGACAACGCCCCGUCCAUUCUGGCAGACUUUGCUCGGAAUGCGAAGCACGUCCUUCGGAAAGAAGCGAAGAGUGCAAUGCCUCACGGGACGUUCCCGCGUGAAGCCAACCGACUGGGCACACCAGUGCCAGUUGGUAUCCUAAAUGCAGCUGUGAACAGUGGCAACUUUGAAGAUGCAUGGGACACCAUUGCCAAAAUGGAGCAAAUGAAUGUGAAGCCUGACCACUACACAGUCUCCAUCAUGCUGAAGGCCCUGAAGCGAGCCAAGGGUGCCAAGGACGUGAACCGCUGCUUGAGCUUCUUGGAUCGCUCCAGCAUUGACCCGUGCUCCGACGAGAUUCUGAUGAACACCGUGCUGGAGACUUACAUCCGCCACAAGGAACACAGGCGCCUGGAAAGUCUCCUCAACAAGUUUGAGCAGUCCAGUUUGCGGCCUUCAGUCCCCACGUAUGGAUCCAUCAUCAAGGCAUAUGCCAAUUUGAAGCGCCCAGACAAGUGCUGGCAUUUCUGGAAUGAGAUGCAGGGUCAGCGUGGCUUGGAGCCCAAUGACAUCGUCUUUGGCUGCAUGUUGGAUGCUCUCGUUUGCAACGGACAAGUGGAUGAAGCUGUGAAGCUUUUUGAGAGUAGCAACUUGAAGCCCAAUGCCGUUUUGUGCUCCAUUCUGGUCAAGGGCUUCACCACCACUGGACAAACGCAAAAAGCCAUGUCUCUUUGGCACGAGAUGCGUCAGAAGGGUGUGAAGAUGAACACAGCAGCUUGCAAUGCCUUCGUUGAUGCCCAAGCACGUGUGGGGAACAUGGAUGAAGUGUUGUUGAUUGUGGAGGCUAUGGCUGAAGAUGGUUGCAAACCAGAUGGUAUCACCCACUCCACCAUCGUGAAGGGCUAUGCAGUGAAAGGUGAUCUUGAUAAGGCCAUGGAAGUCUUGCGCAGCAUGCAAGAGAGUGGCGUUUAUCACGAUGCCAUCGUCUACAACACCAUCCUGGAUGGCUGCACCAAGCACAAGAGAGCCGACUUGGUGGACCCCAUUCUCGAGAGCAUGGAAGCACACAAAAUCGCACCAACGAACUUUACCUUGGGUAUCCUGGUGAAGUUCUACAGCCGCCAGAAGCAGCUGGACAAGGCCUUCUCUUGCAUGAGCACACUGCCGAAGCGUGGGAAUUUCGUGCCCAAUUGCCAAGUCUGGUCUUGCUUGAUGGGUGCCUGCUUGAUGAACGGAAGCCCAUCGAAAGCUCUCCAAGUCUUCACCAACAUGCGUGCUGCAGGUCAGAGUGCCGACACUCGAGCCUGCACUUCGUUGGUCUCCGGUCUGGUGCGCAUGGGCCAACUGAGGAAUGCCGUCCAAGUGGUCGACGAAGUCUUUGGCCUCAACGGUACCACACGAAUGGGUCACGGCGUCACCAUCGAGCAGGACGCCGGAAGCGCGGACGGCGGAUCCGCGGGUUGGUUGCGCGAGGGGUUGGCGCGAUCCGAUUGCUUGGAGAGUUUGCUGGCUGCCCUGGUGCACAAGGGAUUGCGUGAAGAGAUGGCCGCACCUCUCUUGGAGCGGCUUCGUGCUGCGCAGGUUCCCAUCAGCGGACGUUUGAUGGUGGCGACCCUCGGUGAUGCGUCGCCGGAUCGUCCCGAGCAUCGUCGCUCCAAGCACGAGCGUUGA